AAGAAAGGUGUCUGAAUACUGAUGAAUGAGCUACGAUGGAUAACAAAGACUCGGAAGCUGAGAUCCACCCACUGAAGACUGAGGACGUAAAAGCUCAAGAGAACCAUGAAAACUCUGUGGAGAGAAGAAUUGUCAGCAAGCAGUCAUCGCAACUGUCUCGGCUGUCCCGGUGGCGCACUGCCGCCUUCUUCAUCUCGUUAUUUCUGUGUCUGAUAAUUGUGUUUGCUUUCUCAUUUAUCAUUCCUUGCCCAGAGAGGCCAGUUUCAGAAAGAACAUGGUUCCGAAACUACGACAAUGCAGUGGCCUACCAGUUUCUCGCUAUAGAAGACGUGAAUGAAGACAAAGUGCAAGAUGUCGUCUUUGCUUUCAAAGCUGGCAACGGCAGCAGCACCUUCAACGGAUCCUGUUUGGAUGAAGGUCUGCCUUCUCCGUGUGCCUUCGUUGCUGCUGUGUCUGGCACAAACGGCAGAGCGCUCUGGGAGAGGCCUGUUGCUGAGGAGGUUGAGUGGCUGCAGUGUGGCAUCAAGCAGCUCGGGGGGGCCGAGGCCCCGGGUUGCCUGGUCGUGGGGAAGCCCGUGUCUCUUACGGCAGUUGACCCGCGGACAGGGGAGGUUCAGUGGAGACAGUCCAGUGACUUUGGAGCUAAUUAUACUGUGCUGACUCCCGUGUCAGUGAUUCCAGAUGUGGAUAGUGACGGAGUUCAGGACCUGAUACUCUUUAUUGCUACAGGAGAUAAGAUUAAGACCUUCAUCCAUUCAGGAAAAAAUGGCAAACAGAUUGGCUCGGCUGGAAGCCUGAACAUGGAUGGGAAAGCUCGUUAUAUCAGGCUGAACCUGGACUCCUCCUCCUACUUCCUUUUCUAUACAGAAAACUCUCUCUAUGCAUAUUCCCUGAAAGAUCUCUACAGUGCAGCAACUGGGAUGGAAAUUAAGCUUCCCAGCCUUGAGCAAGACCCUCAGUGGGAGAAGAACAUUGACCGCACCACACACCGCUUAUCCCUUCUCAGCUCUGGAGACAUUCGUUACCUGGCAAAAAUUCCUGGGCAGUCUCGGGAGAACAUCUUGGUUGUAAAGUCAGAGAUGGCUACGCUGAUCAAUGCACAAAAUCUUCAGACUUUGUGGACCCUCAAUGUGUCCCGUGUUGUGAGUGAGCCGCUGCUUGGUUACUACAAACCUGAUGUUCUUGGCAUUGUCCUUGAGAGUGAAAUUGGACCCAACAGAAAGAAGGUUAUGAUUGUUGAGAGUGGAUCUGGAGCAGUCCAGUGGGACCUGAAACUGAACUCAAGAGCGGAGAGCCCUGGGCCAGCCACGCUUUCUACUGCUGAUCACCGGUCCACCUUCCUCAUCUGGGGUGAAUACCAGGUGGCAGGAAACGAAACGAGCUCCAGAGCUCCUCUCCAGAAGCUGUAUCUUUUCCAUCCUUCCUACACUAAUGUCCUGUUGGAGCUCCGCAAUAGCACAGACCAAAUAAUUGCAUUCAAUGCCAUGCUGUUCGAGCGGAGCCGUCAUGCCUGCUACGUGCUGUUGAGGGGCCCUCAAGCCAGCGAGGAGCCAGGGUCGGUGUCUCUGAUGAAGCGUAAGCUGAAGGAGGAUGUCUCGGAGAGCAGGGUGAUCUGGCUGAGCCAGGUGGCUGUGGACAGCGAGCAGUACAUCCGGGACCGCCUCUACAGGAUGCGAUUCCACAGCCGAGUGUGAGCUUGCCGAGAGAGGGGGAGAAGCUGC
Molecule: messenger RNA, 1721 nt
Organism: Charadrius vociferus (killdeer)
Lineage: Eukaryota; Metazoa; Chordata; Aves; Charadriiformes; Charadriidae
Gene: FAM234A
Product: integrin alpha FG-GAP repeat containing 3
Exons: 11
Coding region: 36-1694 (552 amino acids)
Molecular function (GO): protein binding
Source: RefSeq, a predicted model, not a curated record